Molecule: messenger RNA, 2224 nt
Organism: Bufo gargarizans (Asiatic toad)
Lineage: Eukaryota; Metazoa; Chordata; Amphibia; Anura; Bufonidae
Product: serine/threonine-protein kinase PLK1-like
Exons: 10
Coding region: 86-1861 (591 amino acids)
Biological process (GO): protein phosphorylation; mitotic cell cycle; regulation of cytokinesis
Cellular component (GO): cytoplasm; spindle pole; centrosome
Molecular function (GO): ATP binding; protein binding; protein serine/threonine kinase activity
Source: RefSeq, a predicted model, not a curated record
CAGCAGGGCCGGGAGCAGAGGGAUUAAAGGGCCGUCAGGAGCAGCACGUCAGCCCCGCAGUCUCCGCACAGUGUUCGGUGUAGUCAUGGCCCAAGUGGACGUCAGGACGGCUGCGCAGACAGCCAAGCCCCCGGGGGUGUCCGCGGUGAAGGAGAUCCCCGAGGUCCUGGUGGAUCCCCGCACCCGGCGCCGCUACCUCCGCGGACGCUUCCUCGGUAAAGGCGGCUUCGCCAAGUGCUAUGAGAUCACCGACCUGGCCAGCCGGGAGGUGUUCGCCGGGAAGAUCGUCCCCAAGUCCAUGCUGCUGAAGCCCCACCAGAAGGACAAGAUGACCAUGGAGAUCGCCAUCCAGCGCAGCCUCUCGCACAAGCAUGUGGUCGGCUUCCACGGCUUCUUCGAGGACAACGACUUCGUCUACGUCGUGCUGGAGCUCUGCAGGCGGAGGUCCUUACUGGAACUCCACAAGAGGAGGAAGGCGGUGACGGAGCCGGAGGCGCGCUACUACCUGCAGCAGACCAUCCAGGGCUGCCAGUAUCUGCACAGUACCAAGGUCAUCCAUCGCGAUCUGAAGCUCGGGAAUCUCUUCCUCAACGAUGAAAUGGAGGUCAAGAUAGGUGAUUUUGGAUUAGCGACCAAGGUAGAAUUUGAUGGGGAGCGAAAAAAGACCCUUUGUGGGACCCCUAAUUAUAUCGCUCCUGAAGUUUUGGGCAAGAAAGGACACAGCUUCGAGGUGGACAUCUGGUCCUUAGGAUGCAUCAUGUACACGCUGCUGGUUGGUAAACCUCCCUUCGAGACGUCGUGCCUGAAGGAAACUUACUUGAGGAUUAAAAAGAACGAGUACUCCAUUCCAAAGCACAUUAACCCGCUCGCCGCCGCCCUCAUACAGAGGAUGCUCCGCUCAGACCCCACCACCAGGCCCACGAUAGAUGAGCUGCUGACGGAUGAGUUCUUCACCAGCGGUCACAUUCCCAGCCGCCUGCCCACUACCUGCUUGACCGUACCCCCACGAUUCUCCAUAGCACCUAGCACCAUUGAUCCAAGCGUUAGGAAACCCCUUACUGCUUUAAAUAAAGGCCAGGACUCUCCCAUGGUAGAGAAACCUGCACUUGCCAAGGACGAGGAUAUGGUGCCCCCGGAGUUGGCGGAGCCUGCUGACUGCUACCUGUCUGACAUGAUGGUGCAGCUCACCAGCGUCAAUGCUGCUAAACCCUCAGAGUUGGCUGAGAUUCGUCAAGAUGAAGCGGAGGAUCCGGCCUGCAACCCCAUCUUCUGGAUCAGUAAAUGGGUGGAUUAUUCUGACAAGUACGGCUUAGGUUACCAGCUCUGUGACAACAGCGUUGGCGUUCUGUUCAAUGACUCGACCCGACUGAUCAUGUACACCGAUGGCGACAGCUUACAGUACAUAGAGAGGAACAACACGGAGUCCUACAUGAAUGUGCGCUCCUACCCGUCUGCUCUGACCAAGAAGAUCACACUACUGAAAUACUUCCGAAACUACAUGAGCGAGCAUCUGCUUAAAGCGGGUGCCAACAUCACCCCUCGGGAUGGAGAUGAGCUGGCUCGCCUUCCCUUCCUGAGAACUUGGUUCCGGACAAGAAGCGCCAUUAUCCUUCACCUGAGUAACGGAACGGUCCAGAUCAACUUCUUCCAGGAUCACACCAAGAUCAUCCUGUGUCCCCUCAUGGCUGCGGUAUCGUACAUUGAUGAGAAACGGGAGUUCCACACGUACAAGCUGAGCCUCAUAGAGGAAUUCGGCUGCUGCAAAGAACUGGCGAGCCGGCUGCGUUACGCCCGCACGAUGGUGGAGAAACUGCAGAACACUAGGUCUGGAGCCGCCGUACACGUUAAGGCCUCUGCGUAGCUGGACUACAGAAAAAUGGACGCCGUCUCCUCUGCGUCGCUCCCGGGGCGCUGAAGUCUCAUGUAUGAUAGUAGGAGUCUAACACAGACCCGGGCGGCAGCAGGAGUUUUUUUUUUUUUUUUUGCCAGAACUGAGAAGUUGUGUAUUAAACUAGAUGUCUAACUUACCGGACUGUACGUUCAUUACUCUGAUCUGCAUGUGCACUUACUGUUAGUGCGGAGCGCGACUUCUGUGUAACUGGUUAUCACGAACCUGUCACUUCUCAAUGAGCCUGUCUGUCUCUUUUCAAUGUCAGGUUUUUAUGUAAAAUAUCAGAUUUAUAACUUUUGUAUAUUAAUGAGAUUAAAGUUCUUUGUUUAUGUA